CAUUUGGAAGGCCGUAACAAUGCGCCACCUGCUGACCAUAGGCUGAACAGAUAAUGACUUGCACAUACGGUAUUAUUCCAAAUACAUUGAGGGACAGCUAUUUUACAACGUACCACACACACAUUCUUUGCAAUAAAUACGACUUUGGGGGUAGUCUUGAGCCGUCUUCGACACCGCCGCAAGAUGGCGGCGGUAUGACGCGAUGGACGCUUUAGCUGCCGUAAAGCCGCCAUAGAUGACGAAAAAGGCGGAAGUCCGCAGAGGACGAAAGUCAAGGCGCCUGGUGGACUGGGUUUAAUCUUAAUCUUAACCUUAAAAAUGCUGUGUACAAAAGACUUUGUAAGGCAGCGACUGAUGGUGGCUGCCGAUGAAAUUUUCGGCCUGUUUGAAAGAACGAUGGCGUCCUACAAGGAAGAACUCUCUCGAUUAAGAGAGGAGAACGAGCGGCAACGGCAACAACUGGAAGCUCUUAGCAAGAGUCGCAAUCUUCUCCUCGUCGAAGGUGUCCAGCAGCUGAUUGGUCUCCGAGAAGAAUGUGCCCCUCAGCCGCAGGAGGAUCCCCAGCCCCCCCAUGUUAAAGAGGAAGAGGAGGAACUCUGGAUCACUCAGGAAGGAGAGUGUCUUCUCGGCCCGGACGAGGCUGAUCUCACCAAGCUGCCACUGACCGUCGUCUCUGUGAAGACCGAAGACCGUGAAGACAAAUCGCCCGAGUCCUCACGGUUUCACCACAGUCCGGGUGAGGAGAACGGAGAGGCGGAGCCUCCAGAAGUCGACAGAGACCGCCGUGGAGGAUCACAACUAGACAAGCUCUUAGCUCCGCUAUCAGACAGUGACGAGGUUGACGAUGAAGACGGGGACGACACCCGCGAAUCCGCGAGCAGCGAUACAGACUGUGAAGGUGACAUGAGGACUAACGCUGGCAACAAACGCCCGGAAUGCUCUAAAAAGAAGACAGGAAAGAAAGGUUUGACAUGCUCAGUUUGUGAUAAAAGCUUUUCUAAAAAGCGCUAUCUGACUCGACACAUCAGGACACACACAGGAGAAAAAACCUUUGGUUGUUCAGUUUGCGGUCAAAGAUUCUCACAACAGACGCACGCGCUGUCACACAUGAGAACGCACACUGGAGAAAAACCUUUCAGAUGCUCAGUUUGCGGUGACAAAUUUGUGCAGAGUUCCACUUUGACCAGACACAUGAGAACGCACACGGGAGAAAAACCUUUUAGUUGCUCGGUGUGUGGCGACACGUUUGCUCAGAGGAACAGCUUGAAUAGACACAUAAGGACGCACACCGGAGAAAAACCCUUCUGUUGCUCAUUUUGCGGGAAAAGCUUUUCUUGCAAGAAUAACAUGAACGUGCAUCUCAGAACGCACACGGUGGAAAAACCUUUCAGCUGUUCAGUCUGCGGGGAAAGAUUCUCUCAAAAGUCAAACUUGGUGAAACAUGUGCGAACGCACACGGGGGAGAAGCCUUUCGGUUGUCCCGUUUGCGCCGAGCGAUUCUCUCAAAAGUCAAAUAUGAUGAAACACAUGCGAACGCACACGGGAGAAAAACCUUUCAGUUGUUCAGUCUGCGGGGAGAGAUUCUCUCAGAAGUCAAACAUGGUGAAACACACGAGAACACACGCGGAAGAAAAAACAUUUUCCUGUUCUUUUUGUGCCAAAGCGUUCACUCAGCACGACGCUUUGGUGGAUCACAUGCGUAAUCACACAGGAUAACCAAACUAGGGCUGUCAACUGAUUAAAAAAUGUAAUCACGAUUAAUCACAUUUUGUCCAUAGUUAACUCAUAAUUAACCACAUGUAUAAAUAGGCUUUUAUCUGUGAUAAGUAGGGAUGUAAAUCUCUUUGUGGUAAACGAUUCGAUACGCAACUCCAACGAUAUCAAUUUUGGGAAUAGUAAAAAAUACUCUACAGUUAGAAAGCCCACAGUUUUCGCAUGUUUAAUGCGAGCAGCAAAUUGUUCACUAUGUUUGACGGUCCUUGAACGCACCUUGAGUGCUCAUGUGCAUAUUUGUGUCAUGCUCAAAGUCCAGGCUCAUACUGGUCGAUGGUGGCUCUGUAUUCAUUUUGUUCUCUUAAUUUGAUGUUGUUCCCGUCGUAGUUUUAAGGGUACAUCAUCAAUAAGAUCAAUUAGAUGCUAUGAUCUAACUCUGUUUUGCUGAUGUGUUGAAAAUGUUUCCCGGUGAGCAGCUAGCCCGCUGCUAAUGCUAUCUACACCAAUUCUUGUCUAACAUCGUGGCCACAUCGACACAAGCCCCCAAAUAGCUGUCCUCGGCUAUGCCUGCCAUUAAAUAGCAGUAACCCAAAUUUUAGCUCUCAGUUCAAAGCAAAAAAUCAGCCGAGAGACUUGUAUGCCAAGGUACCACUGCAUAAAUGACAAUUUAAGUCACUUUUUGCUUCUCUCUGGCAGGUGAUGUGCUCCGGGGCAACUCAAAUUGUGGCGACGGUAGAUACAACUAACUUUGGUCUUGCUGCGACAGCCAUCUGCCAGGGCUUUGAAGCUAAAGUGCCGCUAAUAAACAGUGCCGACAUACAACUUGUAUUUGAGUGUGGUAGAGGUUUUGCUUUUUAAAUGUAUUUUUGAUUAGACACCAAAGAACGCACAGGAGAAAAACCCUUUUGUUGCUCAGUUUACGGCAGACGUGAGUAAGAACGCUUUUGAGAAUUAUUGUUUUUCUGUCCAGUUUGUGCUAAAAGAUUGUUAAAUCGCAGUUGUGUCGUGUCACACGUGAGAAGUCACCCAGGAAGUGGUGAUCUGCUGUGUGUUUGAAAGUUAGUGUGCCGCUAACAACAGUAGCUAUAUUACUGUUAUUGUUAUUAUUAUUACUCCUAAAUAUAUGUUUAUGUUGUGGCAUUUUUUUAAAUUUUACUCUAAUAAACUGAA
Messenger RNA from Dunckerocampus dactyliophorus (ringed pipefish), 2883 nucleotides. RefSeq names its product zinc finger protein OZF-like. Gene Ontology annotation, molecular function: RNA polymerase II cis-regulatory region sequence-specific DNA binding; DNA-binding transcription factor activity, RNA polymerase II-specific. NCBI's taxonomy places the organism in Eukaryota, Metazoa, Chordata, Actinopteri, Syngnathiformes, Syngnathidae. The transcript is spliced from 2 exons. Bases 319 to 1716 code for a protein of 465 amino acids. Gene Ontology annotation, cellular component: nucleus. The record is from RefSeq and is a predicted model, not a curated record. Gene Ontology annotation, biological process: regulation of transcription by RNA polymerase II.